CUACAGUCUGUCUGCUCGGUGGAGGAAGCAGGUUUUACAGACCCAUAAUAGCCUGAAAUCUUUUGUGGCUUCACUCCAGCACUCCUGCCUUCCAAUCAUAGGAUCACAAUUUCCGUGACGUCCACCGGAAAAAGACAGGACGCAAACGCAGCACGUAAAACAAAACAGAUGCCACCACAAAUCAGCGACAGAGAGGACGUCAACGAAAUUAGCCAGCAGUGCUCCCCGGCGGAGAAGACUGAAGAGAGGCACAAACAACCACCUUCCUAGACGGCCCUAGUUAGAUAAAUACGAAAUAAACACAGUUAUUCCGCCAGUACGAGAAGUUUCAAGAAAAAAACAACGUUUCUCGGACACGGAAGCAGGCGGCAGACAUCGCUAUGGCCCAGGAGACCAAUCAGAGCCCAGUUCCUAUGCUCUGUGCUAAUGGCUGUGGUUUCUAUGGCAACCCUAGGACUAAUGGUAUGUGCUCCGUGUGCCACAAGGAGCACCUGUCAAGACAGAACAAUGGAGGAGUCAGUACCUUGAGUGCUGUGGGCAGCAGCAGCAGCCCCACAGCUGAAGCUUCAGCCAUCCAAAGGUUAGAGGCCACCUUGAAUAAUGCCGCAGCUGCGGCGGUCGCUGCUGCAGAGGUGGCAGCUGAGGCUGCCGCUGCCUCUGCUGAGGCUGCUGCCACCGAGGCUCUCAGCGGCGUUUCAACUGCCAUUUCUGUAACACAACAGAUGACUGAGAUGAGUCUCUCCUGUGAGGAGAAAGGAGCAUCAGGGGGCAAAGUAGAGCCCACAGAGCCAGUGUUGACUCAGCCCACAUCCUUGGCCUCUCGUCCCUCCACUGCUGGCAGUGAGGAGUCCAGAGCCCCCGAGCCCCCCAAACCCAAAAAGAAUCGCUGCUUUAUGUGCCGCAAAAAAGUCGGCCUUACAGGUUUUGACUGCCGCUGUGGGAAUCUGUUCUGCGGACUCCACCGUUACUCUGAUAAGCACAACUGUCCGUACGACUACAAAGCCGAAGCUGCUGACAAGAUUCGCAAAGAGAACCCCGUGGUUGUCGCUGACAAGAUCCAGAGAAUAUGAAGAGGACUCUCAGUUUGACUUUGAACACUGAGAGCGAUCAGCUUUAAGAAGAAAAAAAACUCGAGCCCAGCCUUCUUCCUGAAGGGCCUGUUGUUGUUUUUUUGUUUUUUUUAAAAAUAUCCUCGUUUGUUACACAUUCAAGACUUUUACCCCCGGUGCAUGAAAGUUCAUGUAUAUUUUCAGCUUUCAUUCUUGUUUUUGUGUGAGUUUAACACUUUUUUGGAGGGUUGUUAGUGAAGAUGGGGGGUCCAUAUCAUGGGAGACUGAAGAAGAAGUUAUUGCCGUUUUAGAAGACGCUUCGCAGGCUGCUGUGCGAUCCUCCUGCGAUCGCCUGAACUCUGCCUGGAAGAGCUCGGACACUUCAGGCCUGUUUGGACUCUCAGACUUUUACUGCUGUUGGCUGAUGGCGCCUCCUCAGCCGUGCUUGCUCUCUGCUGGCUUGAGUAGCAAAAUGGAUGAUUGUCUUUUUCUGUUUUUGGCCUCCGUUUAACUCUGUGAGGUCAGAGUUUAACCCUUCUUAGUUGUUUGCGUCCUGGUAAGUUUUUAUCAAUCUAAAAUGCUUCUCUGUGCCGCCGGAGUCUCGUCUCUCCCUCCUCAGCACACAGAGCAGACAUAUUACUAAAGAGACUUUGAAAAAGAGACUUUAGCCCUUUCUUGCUGGCUCAUAUUCCUGCUGUGUGUGCGGCACUAGAAACACGACGUAGUCCGCCUCUUUUUUUUUUUUUUUGACCUGCUCUGUGCCCACGAUUUGGAUAGCAGGCACUUGGACUUCCUUCCUGCUUUUCAGGUCUUUAAAACCAUCCACUGAAGUCACAUGAUGAUACAAGUCACCUGACUGUUUGUUUCCUUUUUUUUUCAGAAAAGUGUGUAUGCUGUGUGUUGUUGUAUGACAAGAAGACUAAACUUGUAUUAAUUUUUGCCUUUGGAAGGGUUUAGCUCCACUAAUAUUUUCAUCUUUUACUUCACUAUUGAAUGUUUUCCUCGAUUUUUAAUGUGACAAAUUCACAACGUUGGGAACUGUUGGACUGUUGCAUACUGUGUGUCAAACACAAGUGUGUGUGUUUGCGGGAGUAAAUGUGGACGGCUGUGUGAGUAUGACGCUGAGUGGUCGUGUGCUGCGGUGACUUGGACCUGUGGUCGUAGGUUAUUAAUCAUUUUCAGUUUAAGAUUUUUUUUUUUUGUCUGGCUGCUUAAUCUGUGUUUUGUUUUUUACCCUUUAGUUAUGCAAGUUUGUACAAACAUCUUUAUUUAUAUACUGCAGUGCGCGUAAUCUUCCAAUAAUAAAGAAUAAAUUGUAAUGAUGUAAAUAAAUUAUGUUCACAAAUAUAAAA
Plectropomus leopardus (leopard coralgrouper) is the source of this 2401-nucleotide messenger RNA. Its product is annotated as AN1-type zinc finger protein 5-like. The record is from RefSeq and is a predicted model, not a curated record. Gene Ontology annotation, molecular function: DNA binding; zinc ion binding. Lineage: Eukaryota; Metazoa; Chordata; Actinopteri; Perciformes; Serranidae.